Molecule: messenger RNA, 804 nt
Organism: Trichophyton benhamiae CBS 112371
Lineage: Eukaryota; Fungi; Ascomycota; Eurotiomycetes; Onygenales; Arthrodermataceae
Exons: 4
Coding region: 1-804 (267 amino acids)
Biological process (GO): amino acid transmembrane transport
Cellular component (GO): membrane
Molecular function (GO): amino acid transmembrane transporter activity
Source: RefSeq, a predicted model, not a curated record
AUGGCUGUUACUGAAACCCAUACUGAUGGCGCGGAUACGAUCAUUCCCACGAGUGCGCAUGGCAAGCCACCGGGUGAUCCAGUCCUGCUGGAGAGUGCAAUGCCCGAGGAAACUCCCCAGAAUGCCCCGUUGCACCGGACUCUGAAGUCGAGACAUCUUCAGAUGAUUGCCAUCGGAGGCAUUAUCGGCCCCGGCUUGCUUGUUGGAUCCGGAAAUGCCUUACACGUUGCUGGACCUGCCGGCAUUCUCAUCAGCUUCACACUCGUUGGAAUCCUUGUUUUCUUCAAUAUUCAGCUCGUUUUGUUGAUCCGUCGCUGGCUUUCGGUCUUGGUUGGGCUUAUUGGUAUUUAUGGGUUACCGUUAGUUUCCAUUCAUCCCCACUACGCGUUUUCUUAUAUUUGGACCAUCUUCACGAUUACUGACGAUUCUCAGGUCCUUUCUAACGAAUACAAUGCAUUAGCUCUUGUUAUGGGCUACUGGACAGAUGUUGUACCGCAAUGGGCAUGGAUUCUUAUGUUUUGGGUCAUAUUCUUAACACUGUCAAAUCUUGGAGUUCUAACAUACGGCGAGGUUGAGUUCUGGCUUGCCUUGAUCAAAGUCAUCUCCCUCACGAUAUUCUUUAUCCUUGCAACAAUCAUCAGUGCCGGUGGUAUUGGCGGCAAAACAAUCGGGUUCAAGUAUUGGAGCAAUCCUGGCGCUUUUGCCGACUCUAUCAACGGAGUAGCGAAGACAUUUGUGAUCGCAGGCACACUCUAUGCUGGGACUGAAAUGUAUGAUGCACCAUCCACCUUAUCGCUCCGUUGA